CUCAUCGAUCAGUCCUCAUCCCCUGACCCGCGUCGAACACACGCCACCUGGCAUCCUAUCCGGACCACUUGGACCACCCUUCCUCAAAAAUAUAUUGUGCUAUACAAAACCAUAUGCCGCAUCCACAGCAAGAGCAGGCACCCGUAAACUCGUUUGGCCGCGGCCGCAUCUUUCAAGAUGACUUACCGACUGCAGACAGCCUCUUUGGAAACAAUGCCCCGUUUCUCUCUAACCUCGCCAGGAGACCGAUCCCUGAUGGGAUGGCAAAGCCGGUCCACGAAGUCACAGCCGUUUCGUCUGUCUCAGCCAAUUUCCAGCACUCAGCUCCUGGUCCCAGUCACUCUCCCAUCCAGUCCCUGAUCCGGCCUUCUGUCAGGCCCCAUCUUCAAUAUCAAGUCCGCCCCCUGCCUGUGCCUCAACAUAGUCCCGGCCGACUUCAGCAGCCGCAAGUACAUCUGGACCAACAGCAGCAAGAAUCGCACUUACACCACAACCAGCAGCAGCAGCAACAGCAUCUACAUCAGUAUAAUCUUCCGCGACCGCAUAGAGGGCAGUACACUCCACCUCAGGGACAUAUACCACCCCUACAACAACGGCCAGAAGAAAGCUCAGGGCGUUCUCCAGCUCUCAAUCCUUGCCAUGCACAAUGGAGUCCACCGGUGCCACAAUGCGCUGAACAGCACUCACCAUCAAAAGCAACUUCUCCAGGAAGGUGGAGGGAUUUGUCGCAGGUUGUAUCUGUUUCGCCUGCAGACACUACAACAUCAGCGCACACAACAGCGUACAAGUCUACCAAAGAUAUCCUCCCUUCUGCGGAUGUUCUCUUUGGUGGUCCACCAGCUAUUGAACUUUUCCAGCCAGUAAUACCGCCAUCUCAACUGCCAUCGUCGUGGAAGCAUUCGCAAUUACAUUCGCCUACACUGUCAACAGGACAGCAACAACCGCACAACCCGCAUGAUACCGGUCGGUGGCAUCUCAUGAGCGUGUUGAAUACCAGUACUUCCCCUCCGUCGCCAACCAUGGCACCAGACCAUAUAUUACCCGCUAAUUCCGAAAUUCAUACGAGCCCAGAAGAAUCGAGAAUGCUUCCAGAAAUUGCAGCCGUGUCGCUUCCAUAUGCCCCUGUACAGAGCUCACUGGAACAUCCUUGCACAUCCGGUAGCAUCACGCAGGCCGCAACGAUGGGGAAGGUCAGGACAGAUAUCCGGGACAGCUCGCCCUCACACGAUACCCACCUAGAUGUUGUUUACAGUCAGAACGAUUGCAGCAGUCAACAACAGCUGUCUGAAACAGCGCAGGACUCUGACUCGCCUCGAUUGUUUGCAGUAUCCCCAGACACGGACACAUCCAAGCUCUUUUCUGGUUCUUCAGCUGUGGACUCGUAUGCCUUCUUCACAGACUUAUCCCAGCAGCCUUUAACAGAGUUCGUUGUCAGCACAAUCGUCCCUUCUCCCACACCUGCUAUGAACAUACAUGCGUCAAUGGAUAUUUCUAAAGAUCUUUCAAGUUUUACUGAGGAGUCCAUACCGACAUCCCAGAACUCGAUCGAUACGGUCUUUCGGGAGGAGCAAAGAGAAGACGCAUUAGCUAUCAAUCAAGGCAUCGCAGGUUCUUCAAAGCCUGAUCUUGCGACUCGCGACGUUGGUCUCAUAGCCAAUGUUGAGGACCAGGGACUCAGCUCUCACGUUAACAACGUGCUUAGACCCACACCCAAAGUUUCUCAGAGGUCCAUAGAGUCCUCAUAUCCCUCGCCGGCUAUUCCUGAACACCAUAUGAGAUUAGAUCUGAUUUAUAACAAAACUUUUGGGAGUCAGGAUCUUGUGCAGCCCGGACAAAGACACCCGGAGCCUGCCGUAGUAUGUUUAUCCUCACCCCUGAAGUCCUUCCCUGAGCAUUCGGAUCAAUCCCAGUGGCCUCAGCAAAGAUCCUUGGAGGACCAGGAACCCCAUUCAAAAUUUUACCAGCAUCAAGAGCACCCCCAGACCAGCGAUAGCCAACAUCAUGGUCACUUAGAGAAUACUCAUGUUCAGAGUGCUUAUCCAUCGGCCAUUGACACUCAUCAGCAUCCACUGGUAUCAGUAACCCAUGUCAAGGAUGAAUCGACGUUGCUGUCACGUGUGGACCAAACUUCCAUCAGCACAUCCCAACCUCCGAAGCCUAUGCAGCCAGGGCUGUCUUUACUGGUGUCGGACACAGAGCCCCUUCAUCAGGCUCUCAAUCAAGAGAGAACGGCAACGAACGUACAGAGUGCUGUUAGUCCAUCAUACAUACUUCCGCCCCAGCCUCGCGUUCAUCUGCCAAGCCAGACCUACAGCGAGCAGCCUAUGCCAUUUAACAACAGUCUAGCUGACUCUGAUAGCCCCGCCUUUGAUCGCGACGUGAUGACAGCCCAUGAAAGCGUGAUGACAAGACAGUCCGGCAGCUACUCUAUCCUAGAACUUGGCAGUGAACUGGCACAGGCACCUUACUUUCCCCGGACUAGGCAGUCCCCCCUUCUUUACGAUGGUCAUACUGGACAGGCAGCAUUCAAAUCAUCGAAUACACAGUGGUGGAGCACACAACAGGUGGAAUCAGAGGCAUCUGCUUUCGACCAGGUAUCUCUAACUGAGGAUAUUUCAGCUCCAACAGCGUCCACAGCAGAAGCUAUCUCAGCUACGAGUCCUCCUUCUAAAGAGCGUGGCCUUGCGUCUCUGCUGGAUCCCUCGACAUUAAGUGCAGUGGAAGACCUCUUGAAUAUGCCGAAAUCAGCGGCCUUCGAAAGAGGCAUGUCACGACUUUUCAAAGGCGUCAAGAGCAGCGCGACGUCGAUCUUUACUUCACCUCUCACGCAUUCCCAGUCAAAAGCACCUUUAAAUGUACAAGGACAGGAAGAGGAACCUUCAAACAAUCGGGCAGUGGCUUUAGACGACGACAUGCGUCCCACGAGCAGUUCCCCUGUGACUGUAGCGCCCACUCAAUUCAUUACUGGGAUCGAGAGUAGUACAUCCGUACCAUCUCUUCUGCAAUCUAAAGCCGCUGAGCACCACGAGGCUGUCACAUCCAUCCAGAAUUUACCACUGGAGACCAUACCACCACCACCACCACCACCACCCAAAGCUUCUCGGCGACAGUUUCCUGAUGCACGGCCACAUAGUCCUGGGAUAUCCUCUAGUCCGCAGCCUUUAUCAUCGCAGCCAGCAACAUACGACUGGGCUCACAAGCAAGUCGCUCCGUUUGAGGAGCUAUUUGCUUAUACUUCGGCAGAGGCUGCUACUCUAGAUCCUGAUCCCACUGAGCCCGAUUCCUUUAUUGCAGCAAGUUUCAAUGACACGAGCGGAAGUGUUCAUGAACACUUCAGCACGGAAGGUGUUGCUGCAAUGUUAGUGGAAGCCCAGGAGCAAACCCGAGACGCUUUCUGUAAAAAUGGCUGGAAGCGACCGGAAGGCAAUGCAAUUACCCUAGAUCAGACAACGGGUGGAGCUGUGAGGACGUCAGAUGCGACAGCAGAGGAAGUGUUAGACCAUACGUCACAGUCAUCCUUGGAGCAGCUGCCAGGGGAUUUUGAGGGCCUUAGGAUCCAUUCGCUUCAGCCUUUCUCUUCCACAAACAUCAAAUCUAUGACACCCGAUGACCUGCCGCAUCAGCAAUCAUCCAACCCCAGUGUCCUGGGCCAAGAGGCGCUGACCCGAAGGCAAGUGGCGGUGUCGGCGUUUUUAGUGGAGCGAGUAGGAGGCGGCGGAGGUCGAUCUAACACCGACAAAAAAAUCAAGCUGUUGGAAAAGGCGCGCGAACUGCUCGAAAAGCGCCAGCAAAAAUCAAGUCAUCACUCACCACCCCUUGUCAUGCGAUCGCGGGUCAUUAUGAACACUUUUGCUGCAGCAGAGCCAGGAAUGAACGCAGAGGAGCCAUUACCAACAGUCGCGCACCCAACAGAGGACAAUCGCAUCUCACUUGACCUGGGUCGCAGUCAGAAUAAUCGCCAUUCCUUUCUUUCGCCAGUGUUCACGUCCAUCUCACAGGAGAUUGGUGACUCUUCUCAGCUGGAUUCUCCGAGCACCGUUCUAAGUCUUGACGGGGCGUCCCAUCAUUGCCGCAUUCCGACAAACCCUUACUUGACUGAAAAUGAUCAACUCAAGCAGGAAAUCGCAACACUUUUGGCCAAAAUUAAGGCACUGGAAAUGGAACGAGACAGCGCUGCGAAUCCGAAAAUACAGCUACAGAAAUCGCGCGACCUAAUUGACGACAUGCAUCUGGAUAUGCAAAUGGAACAGACAACUCUUCUGAGAUUAUCCUCGGACCAUUCUCAGCAACUUAAUGACUUGAUAACCGAAAACCAGCGACUUCGUGUUGAGUUGGCCCUCUCUCAGGGCGAAACUAAAAGCCAGAGUGUUCACGCAGAUAUGUUGAUCCAAAUCCAGCAUUUGCAACAGGCACUUCAGCAGGCUCAGAAUGUCCAUCGGCGAUACCAAGCUGCAGGUCCAAUUGAACCGGAACAGUUAUCCGACACUCUGGCGGAAAAUGAAAAUCUUCAACAGAAUCCCCAACCUACUCAGCAACAGCCUAAGGAGCAUGUACCCGAGAGCAUCCCGCUGAGCAUCACUUCCGAUAGGGAAACGCACUUCGCAGAACAACUUGCCAGAGAGGCUGAGCUUCUGCGGCGUCAACUCAAAGGGCAGCGAGUAGAGAUGAAGGAGCUGCAAUACACAGUCAGGCGUUCUGAAGCAGAGAAGCGGGACCUUGUCUCAAGGAUUGAAUAUCUAGAGCGCUCUCUCGCAGAUGCCGAAAAGCAUCGAAACGAACUGAAGAGUCACCAAGCCAUGAAGGACGAGGCUUACAAAGUUAUACAGGAGAGGCUCGUUGCUUCAUUUGACGAAGAGAAGGCCCAGUACAUGGACGAGGAGACCUUCAAGUUAGUCAAGCUGGAGCAUCGUUUCAAUCUUCUGCAAGAUGAGUUACAGGCUGUUAGAGCGGAGCAAGACAAAAAUGACAGAGGGGCGACGCAGACAACCUUGCGGCAGUCGACUAUUGAUGAGCAGCUAGAAGGAUGUCAGAGUGUUGUGGCUUUGCAGGAGCAUGUAGCUCAAUUGGAGACGGAACUUGCCGCAGCAGCGGCACUGGAAGCUAGCCUCAGGGCACAAGUAGUGUCUUUGCAGGUCGAAGCAAAGGAAGCGAGAACGAACGAGCAGGAUGUGCGAUGGACUGUAGCGUCCUCAGAGGAAUGCAUGGAAUCUAUGCGACGAGAGUUGACAGCCAAUGUCAUGUUUCAUUCCCAUAGACUCGUGGAGAUGGAUGCUGGUGCUGUGGAUCAGUCGACGACCUUGGCAUCACUCGCGAGUGAACCUGGCCGUUCGCUAGAGCAGGAGGCAGAAUUCAAGAGGGAACUCGAAAUAACAUCGCAGGCUAUCAAUAAGGAUAUUCUCGUCUCUGGCAGCGAGAACUCUGAGCAGAACAAUAUCCUGCAACAAAUAGAAUACAGUCGGCUAGCUGAGCGCGCAUCCCAGUGGCGGGAGGACUGCCUUGAAGCCCAGGAAGAAAAGAUGCGUGUCGAGGAUCAACUUCAGCGCGUUAACAUGGAGUUCAUGGCAGCCAAAAUCGAGAUUGACCAACUGGAGGCCAGUAUCAGAGCAGCAGCUGAGACACCAACGACAGAAUGGGCGCAGCAAGACCUUGAACAGGAGGCGACUGAAACCAAGAAAGAGAUUAUGCGACUGAAGGGCGAGCUAAGGGAUCGAGAUAGAGCCUCGGAGACCUUGUCGAUUAGAGUUCAGCAGCUCGAACAUUUGCAAUCAGAAAACCUUCGACUCAAGCAAGCGUUGGAGACAACUCGAGGCGUAGAGGAUGCAGCAAAACUGGAAGUAUACGACCACGGCAAUCAAAGUCUGCAUCAGCUUUUGGAGGAGGAGAGGAAGGUGCACAGCGAGCAAGUUGAUGGACUUGACAAGCAGCUCCGCAGAGCACAAGUAUUGCUGCUUGAGAGGCAGGCGGAAGUGGAGAAGACAUCUCUUGAGCUGAACGAUAUGAUAUAUAGACUAUCCAAAGCUGAGGGAGACCUUUCCAUUUUCAAGGAACGCCAGAGCGUCGAGCAAGAUCUUACGGGGAAUGCUACUGAGACAGCUACAUUAUUGCAGACUCAACUGGACGACAUUACCAGCAAGUACUUCUCGUUCAUGCAGGAGAUUUCAGAAAAAGAGGCUAGUCUGAAUACCGCAUUAUCAACUUUGGAGAGGGAAAAACAGCGGGCGGAAGAGCAGGUACGCACCUUAACUGGUUCAAUAACGGCACACGUUGAGCAGAACGACAUCCUACAAAGAGAAGUCUGCACGCUGGAGCAGGACCUGGCAUUAACGACCGCGAAGAUGCGUACAAUGCAGCAAGAGGCAGAAAGUUCGAGGGCUCGAGUAACAGAAGUAGAGAACCAGGUGAUGACCUUGCAGGACAGUUACAGACAGGCAGAGGUGGAGCUAGAACUGAUCGUGGACCUGUUUGGAAAAUUGCUUGAUAUUCCAGACGAGCCCGAGGAGAUUGCGGCGUUGGAGAAUACCGCUGUUUCUAUGUUGACCGAAAUCGAGCUUUUAGGAGUGUCAGCUCCAUUGUUGCCACGAGUGGGUGCUCGAUUAAUCGAGCUGCAGAAAGCUGAGGUCAACAAUGCAAAUCGCAUACACGAGUUGGAGGCAGAGCUGCUUCAGCUGAGGCAUAUCAAACCCAUAUUGGGGCCAUCUUCGCAAGACAGCCGCCCCAGAGAGGCGCUAUUGGAUGGGGACCGUGAUCGUGACGCUGAAGUCGAAAAUUUGAAGCGGGACCUGGCCAGAGCGGAACAGGGUAUUAGCAGGCUGCAGCAGUUUCUUCAGGAGUUUCAGAACGAGAAGAAGGCAGCCCUUUAUGAAUUGGAGCAACGUCUAGAGAAUUCGGAUACGGAGGUCGCGCAGGCGCGUGCUCAGCUGGCCAAGGCACAGGCGAUGCUUCUUUCGCGGCCCACCAACCCAUCGACACCGACGCAAGGAGCGUUUUUACUUAUGCCUCAGUCGCCAACACUGCUGCAGGAUAAGGGUCCUUUUCAAAGUCCCCGUCAGGAGCAGCCAUAUCUCCCCAAGAUGUGGCAGGAUGCCAUCGAUGUUGCCUUGACAGACAAGAUGUUCAUGGGCACGGAGCGUAUUCACCACGAGGCCAUCCUAGCCUUGGAGCCGUUGCGGCAGCAAAAGUCAGAACUGGAGAGAACACUUCUAGAUCUGCGACAUCGCUAUGAGCUAUCUCAGAAAGAAAACGAUGCACUGCUGUCGCAACUAGAGAAAGAGAACCAGCAGUUGCGGGCGAGGACAGAGCGGACGAGCCCAGACAUGUCAAGCGAGCAUCUGGAGCGGAUUCGGGAGCUGGAGGAGGAACACUUGGAGUUAACACGGCAGUUGAAGACUGCACAAAGAGAGCACGAGUUUACAAGACAGGACAUGAAAGUGCUGAAGGCAGAGUUGGGAAAGCUCAAACCACGGGCCUGAAAAAAUAAUGCGUAGUAAAAUAGAAAGGAGGUAGGCAAACAAGAUGGGGUGUACUUUUUCUGUGAUUGUUUGUUUAUCGAUAAAUAAAGGAGCGCGUUGCUUGGUCAGAUGGCGCGCAUGUGUUGAGCAUCCACCCCCUAUUAUUAUAUCUUACUGACAUUCGGCCCGUGUCCGUGCCUUGUGCCUGAACCUGAGUUUUGUACCCCUAUUUUUGCACUCAACGGGCCAAGUACAUGAACAGUCGCCUCAUCCAUACAUCAU
Gamsiella multidivaricata is the source of this 7730-nucleotide messenger RNA. RefSeq lists its product as uncharacterized. The transcript has 5 exons. The record is from RefSeq and is a predicted model, not a curated record. The coding region runs from base 114 to 7469 and encodes 2451 amino acids. Gene Ontology annotation, cellular component: Golgi apparatus. Lineage: Eukaryota; Fungi; Mortierellomycota; Mortierellomycetes; Mortierellales; Mortierellaceae.